CAUGAAGAGGACGCUGCCGCUUUAUUGCUAUCGCGCUGUUUAUUAAACCGUUUUAACACCUGACCCGGUUUACAGCAGGAAAAGCUUCACACAAAGAUGUUCGGCGGACGCACUGGCUGCCAUUUUUAAUCUACCUGCAGGAAUCAUUUUAAAGGGAAACGAUUACCUGCAUGAGUGUUAAUAUUUUAAACAAUUCACGAUUGCAGUUUGAGCGGCUGUUGAGACUGCGCAUGCUUCAUGGGAUCGCAUUAAACUCAAGUCCUUAAAGAUGGCCAAAAUUGAGCGCCUUAAUGUUCGAGUGGAAAAGCUCCUGUCUAAAGUAGUACAGGAGGUUCUGGAUGUGGUGAAAGAAACUGUGUGCGAGUAUCAGGAGAAAACUGCCAGAACCCAGAGAGAGAAUCAGAGUCUGAAGAGGAGACUGCAGGAGCUGCAAGACAGAAUUAACCUGGAGAGCAAUGGAUUUGUGCCAGAAAUGUUUGCAUCCAUCCCAGCAGACAUGAAAGAGAAAGAAGAGGUGGUCAUCCCUGUUGAUAAAGACACUGAGUCAUUAGGUGCUUCCUGCUUUUCCCCUGACCGUGCAACAGAAAGCCUGGGAAAUCUGAAAACAAAGACACAUGAUGGACAGUCAGCCUCACUAUUAAACCACGAAAGACCCUUCAUUGCACCUCUGCAUUCUGAAAAUGACCAGAAAACGAAAGUAGAGCCUGCAUCAGAUAACGAUGGCUUGCGUAUUGUGAAUUAUUUUUAUUGCGAUCCAUCAACGAGCACUGCAGGACUCGGAGGUGAGUCUGCAGUUUUCUACAUUGAUUCAGAACGUGACGUACAGGAGCCAGCGAGACACAUCAGUGCAAACGAUGCCGGAGAAGAAAACCAAACCAACACAGAAGUGGGCUGCUCGUCCUCAGCAGAGAAACUGCAGAGAAACGUCCGAAAACACUACAGCUGCUCUCUCUGCGGUCGCACCUUCAGGCAUGCAGGUGACUAUAAGAAACACAACCGGGUGCACACAGGGGAGAGGCCGUACUGUUGCUCGGUGUGCGGCAAGCGCUUCAGCCAGUCGGGGUACCUCACAGUACACCUGCGCUACCACACAGGAGAGAAGCCGUUUGCCUGCAGCCAGUGCGGGAAAAGCUUCAGUCACUCAAGUAACUUAAAGAAGCACCAGCAGACUCAUCUGUGAAGGCUGGUGGGUUUUUCGAGGUCAGCUAAAAACAUAUAAAGAGGUUAAUGUGCCUUCUUCACAGAAUAGACUGCCUCUUAGGGAGCACUUGUGUUUUCCUGAGCUGCUGUUGUUGGUCAGAUUUUGUUUGUUCCAUUACUAGAUUUUGAAGCAUGGAGUCUGUAGUGUGUUUCUGUAUU
Molecule: messenger RNA, 1359 nt
Organism: Maylandia zebra (zebra mbuna)
Lineage: Eukaryota; Metazoa; Chordata; Actinopteri; Cichliformes; Cichlidae
Biological process (GO): regulation of transcription by RNA polymerase II
Cellular component (GO): PcG protein complex; transcription regulator complex; chromatin
Molecular function (GO): RNA polymerase II cis-regulatory region sequence-specific DNA binding; DNA-binding transcription factor activity, RNA polymerase II-specific
Source: RefSeq, a predicted model, not a curated record